AUGCCGGAAGACACCACCACAGUCACCACGAGACCAACAAAUGACACCCCCACCACGGAACACACAAACAAUGAAUUAUUGCCUGAAGAAAGAAUGAUCAACCAAUCUCUAAGCUUUGCCAACAGUACAAUCUCGGAUGGUUCCUCCUCCACAGCGUCCACGAACCAGGAUCGGAACAGCAGCAGACUGUCACACAUUCCCGGGGCCGUAGCCAACCUGUGUUCCGCCACCUUGGGUGCUGGAAUAUUAGCCUUGCCCUAUGCUUUGUAUCAGGCUGGUCUGAUAUGCGGGAGCAUUCUGCUUGUUUCGAGUGCCUGGGCCACCAUUGCUUCCAUUCAAGUCUUGGUGACUGCCUGUGACAAGUACAAAAUGGCAACCUACGAAAGCAUUGUUGAAGAACUAUUGGGAAAACGAACUAGAAAAUUAGUGGAGAUUUCCAUUCUGCUGUUUUGUGUAGGAACGGCAGUUGGUUAUGUGAUUGCCGUCGGAGAUGUGGUGGAACGAGUCGUUGAAAUGUCGCCAGGCCAAAAGAGAAUGGCCAUGUCAUUUGUUUGGCUCUGCGCCAUGUUGCCUCUCUCUUGUUUGAGACGUAUGCAAAGUCUGCAAUGUGCUAGUGGAGUUGGAAUUGCUAGCAUUGUGACGCUGUUGUUGGCAGCUACUGUCCACCUGAUUCAACAUUCUCAUGAUGAUACAACUACUACCGGUGGUGCACAGACAUAUGAUCUUGACGCAUCUGCAUCCUUCACACUGGAAGACUUUCUCAAACCAGCCGAGGGUGGUUGGUUGGCAGUACUUCGGGCCUGUCCGAUUGUAUUCUUUGCCUUUUCCUGUCAGGUCAAUGUUUGUCAGAUUUAUGAUGAAUUGCCGAAUGUGGGCGGUGGUCCCGAGGCCAAAGUCCGAACAAUGAAAUGGGUGACUUGGCUAGCGGUUGGCUUGUGCGGAGUCUUGUACACGAGUAUUUCACUGGUAUCCUUGAUGGACUUUGGAGAAAGCGUCAUGCCAAACAUGCUGUCAUGUUACACUCUGACCAGCAAAGAAACACUACUUCAUAUUGCCUUUUUGGCUAUGGCCUUGGCCAUUGUCAUGGCAUUCCCACUUAACAUUUUCCCAGCUCGGGUCAGUGUCACACAAAUGAUUGGCAAGCACCCAUGCAAUAGUAUUGCGGUGGAUGAUCAAGAGUGCCAACAAUUACUACAAGCCGAAGAAGCUUGCAGCAUUACACGAUACACUGAAUUGGAACAAGCCAAUCAAGACAGCGCACAACCACAAUUGCUACCGCAAGAAUCCUCCAUGACGAACGAGAAUGCAGAGAGUCUAUACUCGGAGGAAGAAGUUGAAGACUUUCAAGCUGGUCAACACGCUGUGAUUACACUACUGUUGGCAGGGUUGGCCUUGGGUCUUGCUCUAGUGAUUCCAGAUAUCUCUGUGGUGUUCGGAUUGUUAGGUGGAACUACCAGUGCUUUGUUGGGGUUUGUCAUUCCAGGUUUGAUGGGAUUGACGAUGGACCAAACCGAUAUUACCUCGUGGGUCCUCGUGAUUGCGGGAUCCAUUAUUGGACUCUUGACCACGGGAGUUACCAUCUACUCUACGUUUCAAUCUUAG
Molecule: messenger RNA, 1602 nt
Organism: Cylindrotheca closterium
Lineage: Eukaryota; Bacillariophyta; Bacillariophyceae; Bacillariales; Bacillariaceae
Source: the annotation of a GenBank genome assembly